This is a messenger RNA of Musa acuminata AAA Group (dessert banana), 5037 nucleotides long. RefSeq names its product ABC transporter D family member 1-like. Gene Ontology annotation, biological process: very long-chain fatty acid catabolic process; peroxisome organization; long-chain fatty acid import into peroxisome. Gene Ontology annotation, cellular component: peroxisomal membrane. The transcript has 27 exons. The record is from RefSeq and is a predicted model, not a curated record. Lineage: Eukaryota; Viridiplantae; Streptophyta; Magnoliopsida; Zingiberales; Musaceae. Gene Ontology annotation, molecular function: ATP hydrolysis activity; ATP binding; long-chain fatty acid transmembrane transporter activity. The coding region runs from base 548 to 4648 and encodes 1366 amino acids.
CCGACCCGUCUCUCCCCUCGCUUCCGCGAGCCCUAAGGAUGAAUCCUUUUUGAGGGGCAUUCUCGCUGUCGAUUCUUGUGAUUUAUUUCCGUACUUAUUCGUUUUCCCAACCUUCUCGGAGUUUUCUGAUGAUAAAGCAUGUGGGCACAGCUGUAAAAUUGCUUCAUUUUGAUCUCUGAAAUCUGAAUCAUUGCCUAUGAGUUUCAACUGAUGAAAUUACAUAUUGAAAUGCUGGGUAGCAUUGCCUUCAUCCAACCAUCCCUGGACACCAGAAUGAUGGAAGUCUUUAUGAUGAUAAAAUUUAAGUACUUGGCAUUUUUGCAUAGUCCAUAUGAAGCGCAAAGAUUAUUAGGCGGAAGCUUCAUUUGAUGCUUUCCUCUAAUUUUUUAUAUUACAUAAUAUCUAAGUAAUAAUUUAUAGGUAUUUAGGCUUUGGAUGAAGCUAUUUAAACCUUGGGUUGGCAGACAAGUGAUUUCUGUAUCAUUGCAUUUCACCUUCACUUGAGAAGAAAUUCUUCACUUAGAUUGGUUUCAGAAAUCAUCAGAAAAUGCCUUCACUGCAGUUAUUGCCAUUAACUGAACAUGGGCGAAGCCUUCUGGUAUCUAGGAGGAGAACGUUGGCAGCAGUCUCAGCUGUGUUAGUGGCUGGUGGAACUUUUGCAUACAUGCAAUCACGUCAGAGUCGAAUAUCUCUUAAUUCACAUGAUUCUUUAAAUCACAUCACUUCUAGAGAAAACGAAGAGAGUUUGAGCCAAAAUAGUGUUAAUGAUCAGCUGGUUCGACCAGCAAUGCAGAGAAGAAAAGGAAUGAGAUCUUUACAUGCUUUAGCUGCAAUCUUGCUCUCCAGGAUGGGGCCAAAUGGCAUGCGCAACCUUCUGUUCUUAGUGACUACUGCGGUAUUGAGAACUGCCUUGAGUCACAGAUUGGCAAAAGUUCAGGGAUUUUUAUUUCGGGCUGCUUUUCUUCAGCGAGUACCCACUUUUUUGCGCUUAAUUGCUGAGAAUCUUCUUUUAUGUUUUCUCCAGUCCACUUUGUAUUCAACUUCAAAGUACUUGACAGGAGCCUUAGGUCUACGAUUCAGAAAAAUUUUGACAGAACUGAUACAUUCUGAUUAUUUCGAGAAUAUGGUGUACUAUAAAAUCUCACAUGUCAGUAAUCGAACCAGCAGCCCAGAGCAGCGGAUUGCUAGUGAUAUACCAAAGUUUUGUUCUGAAUUGAGUGACCUUAUACAAGAGGAUCUCACUGCAGUUGCUGAUGGUCUGAUAUAUACCUGGCGCCUUUGUUCAUAUGCAAGUCCAAAAUAUGUGCUCUGGAUACUGGCAUAUGUCUUAGGGGCAGGUGCAGCUAUUAGGAACUUCUCUCCUGCAUUUGGAAAACUAAUGUCCAAGGAGCAACAGUUGGAAGGGGAUUAUCGGCAGCUUCACUCACGAUUAAGGACUCAUGCUGAAAGUGUAGCGUUCUAUGGAGGAGAGAAUAGAGAAGCAUCUCAUAUCAAAGAGAAGUUUGAGAAGCUUAUAAAACACUUGAACAUUGUGCUUCAUGAUCGUUGGUGGUUUGGAAUGAUUCAAGACUUCCUCUUGAAGUACCUUGGUGCUACUGUUGGGGUGGUCCUGAUUAUUGAGCCCUUUUUUGCUGGUAAUCUUAGACCUGAUGCUUCAACACUAGGAAGAGCAGAAAUGUUGAGUAAUCUUCGUUAUCAUACAAGUGUGAUUAUGUCGCUUUUCCAAUCACUCGGGACUCUCUCCAUCAGUUCUGCACGACUUAACCGUCUCAGUGGUUAUGCUGACCGCAUUCAUGAUCUAAUGAUUGUUGCAAAGGAGCUAUCUGCUACCUACAACAGAUCAGUGAUUCAGAGAAGUACCAGUGGAAAUUAUAUCAGUGAAGCAAAUUAUAUUGAGUUUGCAGGUGUUCAGGUAGUUACACCGACCGGAAAUGUAUUGGUGGAUGAUUUGAGUCUCAGGGUAGAAUCAGGCUCUAAUCUACUAAUCACUGGUCCCAAUGGAAGUGGGAAAAGUUCUCUCUUCCGGGUUCUUGGAGGUCUUUGGCCACUGGUAUCUGGCUACAUUGUAAAACCUGGGAUUGGUUCAGAUCUCAAUAAGGAGAUUUUCUAUGUGCCACAACGGCCAUAUACAGCAGUUGGGACACUUCGUGACCAGUUGAUUUAUCCCCUUACAGUGGAUCAAGAGACUGAACCACUCACCCAUGAGGGAAUGGUUGAGCUCUUAAGAAAUGUUGAUCUUGAGUAUUUGCUAGAUCGUUACCCAUUGGAAAGGGAAAUUAACUGGGGAGAUGAGCUUUCCCUUGGUGAACAACAGAGGCUUGGAAUGGCUAGGUUGUUUUAUCAUAAGCCUAAGUUUGCUAUUCUUGAUGAGUGUACAAGUGCAGUCACAACCAAUAUGGAGGAACGCUUCUGUAAGAUGGUUCGAGCAAUGGGGACAUCAUGCAUAACAAUCUCACACCGACCUGCUUUAGUUGCAUUCCAUGACAUAGUUUUGUCAUUAGAUGGGGAAGGAGGAUGGAGAGUCCAGUUUAAGAGAAAAACUCAAUCCCUUCCUUCUGAGACAAUUCCUGAUUUACCAAAUUCAUCAGAAAUUAAUCGUCAAAAUGAUGCACUAGCUGUUCAAAGAGCUUUUUCUACCAGUGGAAAGGGAAACACAUUAUCAGAAUCAGAGGUUCAUCCGUAUUCUAGUAGGAUCAUUAUAUCAUCACCUGAAAUUGACAAGAAAGUUCCACUUCCAAUUGCUCCGCAACUGCAGAAGCCUCCAAGGGUGCUGCCGCAUAGAGUUGCUGCAAUGUUCAAUGUACUGGUUCCCUCCCUAUUUGAUCGACAAGGCAUGAAGUUGUUUGCAGUUGCUUUACUUGUGGUGUCUAGAACAUGGAUCUCAGAUCGCAUUGCUUCCUUGAAUGGGACCAGUGUAAAGUAUGUCUUGGAACAGGACAAAGCAGCCUUUAUUCGGUUGACUGGUUUAAGUGUUCUUCAAAGUGCUGCAAACUCUUUCGUUGCACCUACAUUAAGGCAUCUCACUGCCAGGCUUGCCCUUGGAUGGCGAAUUCGAUUAACUCAUCAUUUACUUAAAAAUUAUCUGAAGAGAAAUACUUUUUACAAGGUGUUCCACAUGUCUGGUAAACAUAUUGAUGCAGAUCAGAGAAUAACACAUGAUGUUGAAAAGUUGACUUCUGACCUCUCAGGAUUGGUUACUGGUAUGGUAAAACCAUCUGUAGACAUUAUUUGGUUCACAUGGAGGAUGAAACUCUUAAGUGGAAGAAGAGGAGUUGCUAUAUUGUAUGCUUAUAUGCUUCUGGGUUUGGGCCUUUUGAGAAGUGUCGCUCCAGAAUUUGGUGAUCUAGCAAGUAAGGAACAACAGCUUGAGGGGACUUUUAGGUAUAUGCACUCAAGACUACGCACACAUGCUGAAUCUAUUGCUUUCUUUGGUGGUGGUUCUCGGGAAAAAGCAAUGCUUGAUUCAAGAUUCAGGGAAUUGCUUCAGCACUGUGAGAUCCACCUGAGAAAUAAGUGGCUAUAUGGUAUACUGGAUGAUUUCAUCACAAAACAACUCCCGCACAAUGUAACUUGGGUACUAAGCCUAUUGUACGCUGUGGAGCAUAAAGGCGACCGUGCACUGACUUCCACUCAAGGGGAGCUUGCACAUGCACUGCGGUUCUUAGCAUCUGUUGUGUCGCAAAGCUUUUUAGCAUUUGGAGAUAUUCUUCAGUUGCAUAAGAAGUUUCUUGAGCUCUCUGGUGGUAUAAAUAGGAUUUUUGAGCUCGAAGAACUUUUUGAUGCUGCCCAAAACGAGAGUUCUUUACCUGAUGCUUCUUUGUGCUCUGAUGCAAAUGACACCCAUGCUCAAGAUAUUAUUUCAUUCAGAAAGGUGGAUAUUAUUACUCCAUCACAAAAGCUACUGGCUAAGCAAUUGACUUGUGAUAUCGUACAUGGGAAAAGUCUACUUGUUACUGGUCCAAAUGGGAGUGGAAAAAGUUCCCUUUUUAGAGCUCUUCGAGGCUUAUGGCCAAUUGUAUCUGGAAGUCUUGUGAAGCCCUGCCACAACAUGUUUUAUGUUCCACAGCAGCCAUAUACAAGCCUAGGGACUUUGAGGGAUCAAGUCAUAUAUCCUCUCUCACGUGAAGAAGCAGAGCUGAGGAUGAUAUCUAUGGUCAGAACUGGCAGUGGUUCUGAUGCUACUCUUCUCCUGGAUGCUCACCUAAAAACUAUUCUAGAAGGUGUUAGAUUAGUUUAUCUUCUUGAACGAGAAGGCUGGGAUGCUACUGCUAACUGGGAAGAUGUUCUCUCUUUAGGAGAACAACAGAGGCUUGGAAUGGCCCGCUUAUUCUUCCACCACCCUAAAUAUGGUGUCCUGGAUGAAUGUACCAAUGCCACUAGUGUUGAUGUUGAAGAACACCUGUACAGACUAGCAAAUGAAAUGGGGAUAACAGUUAUCACAUCCUCGCAGAUGCAUGGAUGGAUCCAGAUGGACCAGAUCUCCACUAGAUGCGUAGUUAUCUCAAAGGCGAAGUUUGUUCUUCAGAAAUAUUCGCGCCAUAAGACGACUCUGACUCAGAUUCGUAGCAGGAUAAUAGCAAUGUCUAUGCCUGAGAUGUUGACCAAGGCAUAUUAUUCAGAUAGAAAUUAUACAAGGGCUUGCAUCUGACACUUAAAAGAUGCUGAUAGUGGUUGGAUGCUCCUAAACAACAUUAUUUUAGAAUAAGAUGUCAUUGUUUGACAGAUUGAUUGAAAUAAUUCUCAGAAUUGACUCCUGUUAUCAAAUUCCAAUAUCGACUGGUUCAACUUGGUUGCAUGGGGUGGGGGAGACUGAGAAAUUGUCACCAUAACCAUAUGGAUAGAGAGGAAAGUCUUAGAUGAUUGUUGUAUUUUUUUGACACAUUUUUUCCUAGUGUUAUUUUUUAAAUUCUUCUGAGUAAAUGUAAAUUUUGCUGGAUGUUUUUGGAUCCAGAUUUAUUUAACUUAAAUAAUUGUGGUGUACAUUAAUUACUUUUUAAUGCCUUCUGCUGUUAGUGAAUUACAAGAUUUCUUUGUCAA